Messenger RNA from Clunio marinus, 1956 nucleotides. The record is from the annotation of a GenBank genome assembly. NCBI's taxonomy places the organism in Eukaryota, Metazoa, Arthropoda, Insecta, Diptera, Chironomidae.
AUGAAUUUAUUACCGAAAACAUCUGAAGAGUUUGCUACGAAGGAAUAUUGGAAUAAAUUCUUUCAAAAGCGAGGAAAAUCUGCAUUUGAUUGGUACGGUGAAUAUCCAGAAUUAUGUGGAGUUUUAAGCAAAUACAUUAAAACAAUAGAUCAAAUUUUAAUGGUUGGCUGCGGUAAUUCGAAGUUAUCAGUUGAUAUGUUUGACGUAGGCUAUAAAUCGAUCACAAACAUUGAUAUCUCUGAAGUUGUCAUUGAGCAAAUGAAGAAAACAUAUCGCGAUCGUGGAGAUUGUAAAUGGAUAACAAUGGACGCGACUUCUAUGAGUUUCGACAACGAUUCUUAUUCUGUCGUGUUAGACAAAGGAACGCUCGAUGCAAUGAUGAGUGAAGAAAGUGAGUCGAUCAAUGAAAUGGUCGAGAAAUAUUUUUCAGAAGUGACAAGAGUGUUGAAGACCAUGGGGAGAUACGUUUGCGUGUCAUUGCUACAAGAGCACAUCAUAAAGUCACUUUUAGACUUCUUUCCGAAAAAUAAUUUCUUGUUUCGUGUUGUGAGAUGUCUGGAAGCUGAAUCAAAGACUUCCACUACAAAUGAAGAUGGUUCAUCAAUGCCAGUGUUUCUUAUUGUUGCUACAAAGUUAAUGAAACUUCCAAAUGUUAUUCUUGAGAUUUCACAUGAUGGUGAGGCGAUUGAGAGACUUCAAGAUGCAAACGUUUUAACAAAUUCCAUUCUCACAACACAACGAGCUUCAAUGAUUCGCAAUGGUCUAAUAAGAAAAAGUAAUUUCGAUGAUGAAAUCAAUUUCGAUCUUUAUCGUCCCAAUGAAAAUAUUCCUCGAUUUUCACUUUUCAUUCUCGAUCAGAAAAUGUCAGCCAAGGGCGGUGAUUAUGCGGCUUUCAUUUGUCCACAAGGCCGUGAAUGUGAAUGGCUUUUUGCUUCAAAGCAAGGAAGACGAAAACUUCUCGAAUCAGCACAACAUUCACGUUUAGCGAUUGUUACGAUGCAUCGAGAUCAAACUUACACAUCGCUUGAUGAUGUCAAAUUAGAGUUGAAUGAAACAGUCAAAUCUUUUGCUCCGAGAAAUUUAAAAGAUUCAAGUAAAAUUCCAUUCCUCUCUUUGGGAUCUGAUGUUGGCACAAGGAAGAUCAUCUGUAGGGGAAGAAGCGGUUUAUCCGGUGAAUUUGUCGUUGAAGAUGUUACAUUAGAUACUGGAAAAACUUUCAGACGUUUAAUUUUCCUCAGCAAUCAAAACGUCAUUCAAUCAGAAGCGAUGCUUAGAAAUGUGAAGAAGAAGAAUGUGAUUGACUUCAGUUUCUUAUCGUGUCAACAUCACGCUUAUAUGAUUCUUGGCAUGCAAACAGUGCCAUCAAAACAUAAGCAUUUGGUCAUUGGAUUGGGUGGCGGAGGUUUAAUCAACUUCAUUUAUCAUCAUUUGAAAGAUUUCAAUACAACUGUCGUUGAAAUUGAUCCAGAAAUUGUAAACAUUGCGAAGGAACAUUUUGGCGUUGUUGAAGAUAAAAGUCGAAUGGAAAUUGUUGUUGAUGAUGGUUUGGAUUACCUCAAAAAGAUGUCAGAAGAUAAAAAAUUGUUUCAAUCAAUUCUCUUUGAUGUUGAUAGUAAAGAUCAAUCAUUUGGCAUUAGUUGCCCACCAAAAGAAUUUUUAGAAAUUGAAAUUCUUGAAAUUGUUAAAAUUUUACUUCCAUCGAAUGGAAUCUUCAUAUUAAAUUUACUUUGUCGCGAUCAGGACAGUCGAGAACAAGCGAUUGUGAAGUUAAAGAAAAUGUUCUCGUCUGUUUAUUCUUAUAAACUUGAAGAAGAUGUCAAUGAAAUCUUUUAUUGCUUCAAAGAAAAUCCUCCAAAGAUUGAAGAAACUUUCAAGCAAUCUGGAAAGAAACUCAACACAAUUAAGAAAGAAACAAUCGACAUCAGCAAUUUAAUGAAAAACUUUAAAUUGAUUUGA